ACUUACUGUCAUACCCGCCGUCGCCCCCUCUGCUCAUUUACAACAAAAACAUCAACUCUGGAUAAGCUAGAGGCAACAUUUAUUGUGAAUUUUGUGUUAUAACAAUGAUUAUUUAAUGUUAUACUUUAUUUAUAAAUCAAUAUACAAUUUCGAACCAUGUCUGCAUAUUUCAACACACAAAAACAGCAGGGCUUCAAAGACUUUCUUCCCCAACAAAGUGGAAAAGGUCGUAUCUGUGGCAUUUCUUCAAUUUCAAGACAGUUAAUCAAAGCACAUUACGAUGGCUAUCAUCCGCGCAUGUCACGACAAUUGGCGACAGCUCUUAAAAGAUACAUCAAUACUAGACCGAAAUAUGAAAGAAGAACGGUACAGUUUAUUGAAGAAGUUAGGAGAAAAAUACUAUGCUUACAUGAGUAUAAUUUACAAAUUGCCAAGGUGAAAUUUAAAUAUCCAAGAUCAGAGCAAUUCGACGUUGUAUUAAUGCAGUAUAUAGAAUUAGAGUGUGGUCUUUUAUAUGAUACAUAUAGCGACGUUGAUAAGGAGCUUGAAAAUCAGGUUACCCAAAGAGUGUUACGGUUACUGCGAGUUAUAUUGCACGAUGCCCUUCAAAAUACCGAAAUCUCGUUAAAAAGAACCAUUCAAGCAUGUGAUAAAGCCCUUCUUAAACUUUUUGUAAACGUACGUGCCGACUUUGUAUCUGAAAAUAAACUCGUAGCCAGCACGAUUACGAAACUUUUACACAAGUUGAGUGUGCUUGAAGAUGUUAAUAAGCUGAAAGGAAAAAAUAUUGCUUUUCAAGAAGACACAUUUUUAAGAAAUCCGCUUGUAUGUUCAAUUAGGCAAAAUUUGGCCACCAGUGAUUAUGAGUCAGACGUGGAUGAAGAAGAUGACGAUGACUUGAUGCCAAUGUUCAGUGAAUCUCUCGGAAACUCUGCGCCGAGUCCACAAGGUCUUUUUUCACAUUUAGAAGAAAAGGUUAACGUCAUGCGGACGACCAACAACUUCGACAACUUGUUUACGUUUGGACCGAAAGAGAGUACAUUGUCUUCUUCAUUUUUCAUGCAAAAAAUGCAAAAAGACACUUCGUACUAUAAUAGCCAAAGGCUUAGAGAGAGUGAGAAAAACCUUAGAAACUCAGAGUAUUCUAUUGAUCAUCGCUCAACAGAAAAUAGGUUGUUUGGGAUGUCAGACAAAACGUUUCAAAAUCAAGCAAACAGUUUACGAGAAAACUCUGUAACACUAUUGCAUGCCGACGGUGAAGCCAACACACGAAGCAAAAAUAACCCUCUAGUGACAUCGAGUGACGCAUAUUUUUUACAACACCCACAUAUUAAUAAUCAACUCAAUAAACCCAACGUGCCAUCAAGUUUUUUUACAAAGCAAAGUAGUAAUAACGAUGAAAAUUUUUUUCAUCUGGGUGACGGUGUGACGUCGAAAGAGUCGACCAAACAAAGUCGUUUUUCAAAAAGUGAUAUUGAAAAAGAUUUUGCACAACUUAAUGGGAGCCAAGCUAGAAGCAAUGAAAAGAGUAUUGACAAUGAUGACAAUCUUUCCAGAGAAACGCACAAUGUAGAAAAAGUUGGGUCCUCUAUUAUGGUUGGAAAUGCCCAACGAAAACAGGAUGAAGUUGUUGCACCCAGUACUCAAGAAUUUGUACCAACUCAAACAUCACCUUCGCACGAUCGCUUUGACCCUACUGCCACUAAUACGCAUAGAGACGAGAAUCCCGUAAUUUCGCGAGCAGAAGAUUGUGAAAUAAUCGAGAUAGACGAAGAUUCUUCCGACGUGCAAACAUUUUCCAAGGACAUUGUAUGUAAUAUAAAGUCUGAAGUGCCUACUUUUUCAAGUGCCGGUGAUGAAUUUUGUGACGUAAAUGCUGCCUCUGAUAUUUUCACACUCAGUGCAGACCGUUUUCAAAACAAUUCGUUCAACAAUAAGUCGCAACCGACGGAAAGUGUAAACGGUGGCAUAAUAACAAUAGAAAUUCUCGAUGACGACGAAGAUGAUGAUUACAAUGGAAUGAAUUCACAUGUAGUCGGAGCUUCUUCGUAUAAUCUCCUACAAUCUAAUGAAAUCAAACAAGAAGAAAAUGAAGAAAAUCGUUCUCCGAAUUUUUCCAUUCCGAGUUCUGAUAAUGACGAUCAAAAUUUUUGGAGCUCGGGAAAAAGUGCGAGAAACUCCAGUUCAAAUGAAGUGAGUAAACUUGGGAAAGGAAAUAAAGAUUCCCCUAGAGACGCGGAUGCGUCAGCUGUUGUUGUUUCCGACUCUGAAGAUGAACUGCUGGUUCGUUCAUCAACUUGUAAUGAGGAAACAGAGGAAUCAGUCAAUAGAGAUACCUCUAGAGAUGAUGUUCACUUGGAACAUGAAACGAAUGAAGACGUGGGGGUAAAGCCUGUGUCAUCUGUAGAAAGAGAAGAAGAAGAAACGCUUAGUAAAGACCGAGUUACAGAAGAAUCAGACUUCUAUCAUCAUGAAGUAGAACAGGAACAAUUGGUAGAACCAAUUGGAACAGAAUCCGUAACGCUGGGUAAAACUGUCUACGAGAACGAAGUUUCAAAUGAAGGAAAUGUUGAAAGUGGCAACGAAACCUCCGUUCAAGAAGCAAAUGAAGAAGUUCAAGAAUACCAUUUGGCUGAAAUUAUUAAUGCAUCAGAAUGUUCUUUAGUCAAUAGUAGAAUAGAAGAAGAUAAUGCUUCUCAGUCUUCUGCUACAGAAGAACAUAUAACUGACGAGGCACAAUUAACAAUUGCCGUUAACAGUGAAAUAGUAUUUUCUGAAGUCGUAGCAGAAGAAAUAGAGAAUAGUAAUAAAGAAGAUCUAAGUUAUUUAGAGAAACCUACAAGCAUGGACGAAAACCAAAUCUUGAUCGCUGCAGCCCCAACUAUGCAAAUCGAAGAAAGGGAGGCAGACACAAUAGAAACUAAUGUAACGGUAGAGCCUACGAUCAGUGACCAUUUAGUGGUUAGUGAUGUAGAAUUGGAUAAAAGAAUAGAGUGCGAAUCUACAUCUACCAUUGAGCAUGUAUUUAAUGAAACAACCGAAAUAAUAGAAUUUCGAGAAUUUGAGAUGCAUGAACCAUUAGAAAUUGUCAAUUGUGAGACUUCAGUUGCAUCUGAAUCUUCUGUUGCUGUAGAAGUUGACCCACCACCAAUUUCUGAAAUGAAAGAAUCUCUUGAAAUAUUUGAAGCUCCCAAGAUAUGCGAGAAUGAAAUUACUCAUGCUUCAGAAAUUACGGUUCUACAAGAAUCCCAAGAGGACAGAUUAGAAAUUGAAAAUAUUCAAGAACAGGUAACCAUAGAUGAUGACAGAGAAAAUGUCUUUCCUGUUGGUGAAUCUAACGAAUCAGAAAUUUCUGUCACAGAUCAAGUACAGAUGGAAAUUAUCGAAAAAGAAGAAUUAAAUGUAAACUGUACAGUUGUAAGUGAGAACGAGACAGAGGAGUCAAGAAUUAGUAACUCUAAUCAAAAUCAAAUACACUUCAUUGAAAAAACAAAUUCCGAGGAAAUAUGUAAAUCUCCAGAAACCAUUCAUAGUGAAAUUACUUAUGCAGUAUCAGAAUCGGUAGUUGAAAUGGAAAGUGAUCAUAUUGUUGAAUUCAGUACGCUUGAGUUUUCUAAACCUGUUGAGAAUGAAGCAGUAACGUACCUUGAAGAAAAUAAUUGCACUUCAGAAGCACUCAUAUACGAGCCUGUAGUAGAAAAUAAUACUGAAUCAAUUCAAGAAGUACCAAAAUUAUCUGAACCUGAGGGCACUCUUUUAGCUAGUACUGAUUGCAAUAUUCAAGAAGAAGCUCUAAAUCCAGACCUAGGUUACUGUGUCAUAGAGAAAACAUACGAAAAUCAAGUAGAACCAGUUGAAACAAGUGUCGAUAGCACUGUUAAAGAAACAAAAGAAUCCUCUGCCUCUGAAAAUAUUGAGACUGUAGAAGAAGUAAAGCAAUCUUCAGUAACUGAAAGUACUGUAGAACAAAUCAAAGAAAACGUUGAGACUAUUGAAGAAAUAGAGGACUCUUCUAUCCCUGAAACUGUUGACACUGUAGACGAGAUCAAAGAGUCCCCUGUUGCUGAAAAUAUUGACGAUGUAGACAAAAUUAAGAAGUCUACUGUUAGUGAAAAUCUAAACUGCGUUCAAGAGUCUGGUGAACUACAAGAAAAUUUACAGUCAAAUGUAGUUCAAGAAAACGAGUGUAUACAAGAAGUGACAUACGAAGCUAUAGAUUAUUCUGUGAAUGCUCAAUAUCCACCACAACCUUCUGAUAACAUGACGUAUAUUAAUCAACCACCACACGAAGACAACCAUUAUCAACACGUACCGAUCUACAAUGUAGACCAACAGCAUCAAGGUCUAAUUAACCUACAAACAUCCAAUAACCAAUCAACUAUGCUCCCUACCCAGACUACGGAAACACCUCUUUCGCAAAAGGUAGAAGAUAAAAACCCUCACUUAUCGUUGUAUAGUCUCCCCCCCACUCUAACCGAAGUUGAGUAUAAUGAAUAUAACGUUGAGAAAAAAGUAGGAGGUGACUUAGAAUUACUGGCGAACAUCGCCGCUGAUCAAGAAACACUAGCAGUAAAAACUGAUAGUGAAAAAGAAGUUGUUGACACAGCAAGUGAGGCAGAGAGUCAUACAAAAUUAAAUUCCUUGCAAACUACACCCAGACGAAGAAAAUCGAAAGUCAAAUUCGAAAGUAAGAAGAAAACUCUUGCUAGAGAAACUUUACCGCGCGCUGUGAAAGGACCUCAACGAAGAAAUCUUCCAAAACAACCCAACGAAGAAACGGAAAAUAAACGGAUAACCCGAAACAUGGGUAUUAAAUCGAAAAUCGAGGUAAAUGUUUUGAAGGAAGUACUGAAGCAGUCAAGGACCAAUCGAAACGACGACUCUAAGUAUAAACCCCACGAUUUUAUUUCACUAGAGAAUUCGAUUUUACCUCCGCGGACAAACAACGUUUAUGCUCAAAAACGUCUAAUCGAAGCUAAUACUACAAGCGAAGACAGUAACGAUAGUUGCGAAAGUACUUUGUUUAUUGAUUUGGGAGAGAGUCAGAAGCACUCUGAGAAAGCAGUAAAGUCGAUAUUCGACGAAGAUACGAUAUAUGACUUAUUGGAAUUUAUCACCACUGAAGAUAAAACUACUGUUUGUAUUAGCAUACCCGAAAACGAUGAAAAUUGCACCACUGAUAGUUUUCACAUUUUGAAACAGAUGGAGGAUUUCGUUGAUAAUAAUAAAAAGGACAAUACUGAAAGUGUUCCAAAAGUGGAAGUAGACGUUGAGGAACCAAAUAAAGUGUCACCUCAAACACAUGAAGAGUCGAACCUGAAAGUUGACCAGGAUUCAAAAAAUGCAGCAGAAGACCCGAUUUUGGAAAAUUCGUUAUCCAAACAAAGUUCGGACGAGACGAAACUGGUGAAAACAACAGACCAUAGUAUUGAAAAUAUUUUGAACAAGGCACCAUGUAACAGCGAAGUAAAAGUCUCUUUACAUAGUUACCGCAGUGAAAUAGAGUUGCAAGAUGGUGUCGUUACGGUAUGUACUGUCGAAAAGGAACAGCCAUGCCAGAAACCGCUCAUUCAAUCGGAGGAAAAGAAUGGCAAGUCGAACGCUUUUAAAGUUAAAAAGGUCAGUCAAAAUAAUAAUAUUCCAGUAGAAGUCGCUGCACCUCAGUCUCGCAAACUCGACGACAAAAAAGCUAGCGAAAUUACAAAUACUAAAACGAAGAAACGUAAAAAAGAAACUCACAUUGAAGUAACACCACAGGACUUCACUAUUGACAAACCUGUUACAUGUUCAGCAAUAAAUGAUGAUACUAGCGAAAAAAUUUUCAAAACUAAAGCUGCCGUGAAGGCAUAUGAAGACAAAUUACAACCGAACGUGCCAAUAGUUUUACAAACCUUGGAAUUAAAAAAAGUAGAACCCCAGGAAGAGUAUGGAAUGCGCACCAGAUUACGUUCGAAGAGUACAGAGGUUCAAAAGUUUGCUCGUUUUGACAGAAGUCGGUCUUCAAGUGUAGACUUCAAUGCAUUGUCUACUUCUUCAGAAUCUUGUCACAACCACUCUACUGAUUCUUCUGGAUUUGACGAAUCACGUGAAUCUAAUGACAGUGUUGAAGUUGCUACUAGUACUAUUUCUGUCGUCAAUAAGCAAGUAACUACCAUUCUAGAACCUCAAGAAAAAAAUAGUUUAUCCAAUCAUGUUGACGAAAAGGAAAGUUCGCUAAGCAAGACAGAAAUAGCAAUUGAGGUUAACGCUCCAAUUGUUGUACCAAGCAUUUCGUUAGAACUUCCGCUUGAAAAAGACAACUUACCAGGUGACGACGCGCCUACAGUUCAGCCAAUUAUUCCGCCUUCAAAAGAAACAAAUGAAGAGCAAAAUGUCAUAAAUAAAGCGGAAUUAUUGGUUACUGACGUUACUUCUUGUGUUCACUCAGACAUCGCACCCAAGCCUGUAGAUGAUCAGGAAAAUUCACCCAAUAAAACUGAAUUGUUAGGCGGUGAUGACAUCUCUGUUCUUAAGUCAGGUCAUGCUGAAAAGGAAAGUUCAUCAAACGAGAUUGAAUUAACAGUUAGCAAUGAUGUGUCGGUUCUUACAUCAAGUAUUUCCUCAAAAGAACAUUUAUUAAGUCAGGUGGAAUUGCCAGUUGCAAAUGAUACUUUAAUACUUGACGAAAAGAAAAAUAUAUCAGGCAAGUUAGAUUCGGCAGUAAACAAAGUUUCGGUGGACACUGUCGAAAUAGAGAGCGUGGAAAAAAUACCUAAUGAGCCACAAAAUGAGAACCAUUCGAUUGGUAUUAAAAUGAAAGCUAGUGUUUCCUCGGUUGAAGCUGUAGGCGUCAAUGACCAUCCAGAAGUUCUUAGUGUUCCAUCGAUUGAAGAUGCGGGUGUCAAUGACCAUCCAGUAGUCUCUAGUGUUUCAUCGAUUGAAAAUGCGGCCGUCAAUGACCAUCCAGUAGUCGCUAGUGUUUCAUCGGUUGAAGAUGCGGGCGUCAAUGACCAUCGAGUAGUCGCUAGUGUUUCAUCGGUUGAAGAUGCGGGCGUCAAUGACCAUCCAGUAGUCGCUAGUGUUUCAUCGGUUGAAGAUGCGGGCGUCAAUGACCAUCCAGUAGUCGCUAGUGUUUCAUCGAUUGAAGAUGCGGGCGUCAAUGACCAUCCAGUAGCCGCUAGUGUUUCAUCGGUUGAAAAUGCAGCCGCCAAUGAUCAUCCAAUAAUUCCUAGUGUUUCAACGGUUGAAAAUGUGGAAGUCAAUGAUCAUCCAGUGGUCCCUAGUGUUUCAUUGAUUGAAAAUGCAGACGCCGAUGAUCACCCAGUAGUCCAUAGUGUUUCAUCGGUCGAAAAUGUAAGCGUUCCGCUUAAAGCUGACGAGGAUAAGUUGAUGCCAUCAAUCGGUAUUGUGGAAAUCACAGUUACCACAGAAUCUGAGCCUUCUGUUAAAGAUCAAGAAGUAACACAAGUAACAAAAGAUACUCGGCCAAACAAAAAAUCUACUGUGCCAGCGAAAAGUUUAACUCCGAAAAAAAAUAUAGACAGAAGUCCGCCCAAGUCGAAGACAUUGGAUGGAGUAAAGGGGCGAUCAUUAGAAAACACUAUCAAGAAAAUGAAAGAAAAAAUCCAGGAAUCGGAAAAGGCGAAGCAAGAGUUCUCAAUACAGAUACCAACGGUCAUCGGCAAUCUAGAUGUGGUUGAAAAAACUUCUGAGGAAAGUAGUUUGUCUCAGUCGAAUGAAAUACAAGAUUUAACAUCGAAAGAAAAGAUUUUUAAAAGUGAGGCGCUGGAGAGAUCGAAGAAGUCUGAACUAGUUUUGCCUUCUCAGGAUAUGGAAAAAACGAAUUCUUUACCAGAGAGUAAUCAACAAAAAACGGAUGAAAUACAAACGUCUAAAGAUAAAAGUGAUGUUGAAAAAAAAUCGCAAAAGAAGUCAACUUCUGAAGAGCCGAAGCAAAAGUCUUUAGAAAUAAGUAGAAACGACACGAAGAGAAAACGAAGCAGAUCUCGUUCUAAAUCCCGAAUGUUUGAUAAAAAAUCAGACUCUGGAACAGACAAACAAAGAUCUUCCCAUAAAUCAAGUCGCAGUAGAUCGUCAUCAAAACCACGAUCUUUGGACAAAAGGAGUAAGCAUCAUAGCGACAGCGAAACUGACAGAAAGCGACGCAGCAAAUCGAAAUCACUUGAUAAAGAUAAAAACCAGGAGGAUCCUAAUGGACACAAGAAAAGACGCAGCAGGUCGCCAUCAAAAUCCAAAACUUCAGAUGGAAAAUCAAAACACGGUUCAUCCGAAAGAACUUCUUCAAAACAUCGAAGUUCUGACUCAAAGGAGAGAUCAGGUCACAGUGAAGACAAGAAAGAUCACCAUAAGAAAAGAAGCAGUAAAUCACCGCCAAAAUCCAAACCACUCGAUAAUAAAGAGAAAAGAAAGAACGACGAAAAAGAAAAAAGUAAACCUAAAAACGACGAACCAAAGAGUAAAUCAGAGUUGAGUCGCUCUGAAAAUAAGAGUAAAGUAAAAACAAAUGAAACGAAUGAUAGGUUGAAAACAAACACGGGUGAAGUCGGUAAAGAAACGACGAAUACGAGUGAAACCAUCCACAAAGUCGAACAUAAGUCGAGCAAAAACAAACCUAAAACGCAAUCUAAAUCGCAAGAACGUAACUCGAAAAAAGUUGAUAAUGGUGUAAAAGUAGAAGAUAAGACCGAAAAGAGUAAGUCGCAAAAUUCGGUCAUAACUGGUGAUGGCGCCCAAAAAGUGAACGAAAAAGAUAAACACCGAGACGCCGAUCGCACAAAAUCGAAGGAAAAGGCUCAAGAAACACAGACUAAACCAGUGCACGAUGACAAGCAUGAUUCCCAGAAAAAAGAUGACCAUUCUAAAAAUUCCAAUAAAUCACGUCGCAGUCACUCUACAGAAAAAAUCAGUUCGCCGAUGCCUGAUGAGAAGCCCGAUGUCCAGAAAAAAGAUGAACAUUCUAAAAAUUCCGAUAAAUCGCGUCGGAGUCAUUCUAAAGAAAAAAUUAGUUCACCGGUACAGGAUGAGAAGUUCGAUUUCCAGAAAAAAGAUGACCAUUCUAAAAAUUCCGAUAAAUCGGGUCGCAGUCACUGUAAAGAAAAAAUCAGUUCACCGAUGCCUGAUGAGAAGCCCGAUGUCCAGAAAAAAGAUGAACAUUCUAAAAGUUCCGAUAAAUCGGGUCGCAGUCACUCUAAAGAAAAAAUCAGUUCACCGACGCCUGAUGAGAAGCCCGAAGUCCAGAAAAAAGAUGAACAUUCAAAAAAUUCCGAUAAAUCGCGUCGGAGUCAUUCUAAAGAAAAAAUUAGUUCACCGGUACAGGAUGAGAAGUUCGAUUUCCAGAAAAAAGAUGACCAUUCUAAAAAUUCCGAUAAAUCGGGUCGCAGCUAUUCUAAAGAAAAAAUCAGUUCACCGAUGCCUGAUGAGAAGCCCGAUGUCCAGAACAAAGAUGAACAUUCUAAAAAUUCCGAUAAAUCGCGUCGCAGUCACUCUAAAGAAAAAAUCAGUUCACCGACGCCUGAUGAGAAGCCCGAAGUCCAGAAAAAAGAUGAACAUUCUAAAAUUUCCGAUAAAUCACAUCGGAGUCAUUCUAAAGAAAAAAUUAGUUCACCGGUACAGGAUGAGAAGUUCGAUUUUCAGAAAAAAGAUGACCAUUCUAAAAAUUCCGAUAAAUCGGGUGGCAGCCAUUCUAAAGAGAAAAUUAGUUCACCAACACCUGAUGAGAAGCACGAUCCCCAGAAAAAGGAUGACCAUCCUAAAAAUUCUGAUAAAUCACGUCGCAGCCAUUCUAAAGAGAAAAUUAGUUCACGGACCGACAAACGGGACAAAGGUUCUCGAGAAAGGCACAAGGAAGACAAGAAAUCGUGUUCUGGGGAUACCAAGGAAUCUGAGAGUAAGCGCAAAGUAAAGGAAAACGAGAAAAUUGUGGCAGACGAACAUAAGCAGAAGAAUGAAGAGAGUGAAAAAAAAUCGACUAAUCAAAAUGAUCGUCUAGUCGUAGAUGACGGCAAAAGCAAGCAAGAAAUAACUGAUCCCAAUGCUACCAACGUUUUAAAUCAUGAGAAUGAGGCUUCCAUUGUGGACGACAGCAAACAGGAACAAGCGAAAGGUGGUGAAAUUGAAGUUACUUCUACUAUACCCAUCGACAAAGGUCCAACAAGAAUUGCGAUAGUUGAGAUUCCAAAAAAAAGAAAGUAUAAACUAUAUGAAGAAAACGGCAAUUUUGUGGUUCAAGAAAAAAGCCCCGAUGGUGCAUCAGAAGCGAAAAUUGCGAAAAAAGAUGAAAUUUUGGUAGUAAAGUCUGAAGUGGCUAUUGUUAUUGAAGAAAAGUCGACAGAACUUACCACACAUAAAACUGUAGUGGAAGUUGCACCUGCUUCAGGCGUUAACAUUGUGGAAGAAUCAAAAAUCCAUAUUGAAGAAAUUAGAAAAGCUUCGUCUCCAAAGAUAGUAGAAGAUAAAGCACCGUCUGAGCCUCUGAAAAAUUCUUUAGAUAUUUCAACAACAGAUAUUUCGUAUGAAAGUUUUGCUAGUGGGAUUAAAACUAAUUCAGUUGCCAUGCAAUUGGAAGAUGGCAAAACAAGCACAGUUCCACUAACAGAAAGAAAAGAAGACAAAGACGAUACUUCAAGUGUUCCCAAAACUCCUGAAGAAAUACUUACCAAGGAUUUGCCUCCUCUUCUACACACCAAAGAAAAAGAUUCAGUUCAAAGUGUUGACGAACCUGUUGCAGACAUACCUAAAGUUAUCCCAGCUGUUGUACCACCUGUGGAUACAAACUCUUUGGAAGUGCAGGGUGUUAAUGAACCUCUUGCUGAAGUACCAGCACUUGACAAAGAUUUGCCUGGCGUCACUUCCACUGAAGAAAUAAUUUCCAGUGAAGUGCAAAUUUGCGCCAAUAAAACAGAAGAAAUCGAUUUAUCACAACUACAGCAUAAAGAGAAGCCUCAGUGUCCAUCCCCUGUCAAGCUUCUUUUACAAAAUGAGGUCCCAUUACCUGUUGCUGAGCCUGUACUCGUCAAUCCUGUCUUCAGCUCGUCACAGAGCAUUGACGUACGGGCUUUAACAACGCCAAUAAACUCAACUGUCAAACAUCUACCCAGACCAGAAGCCCAUUUAUGUCUCAUAUCUAGUGUAUCGUCAUCGGUGUCAACAGAUUGUAUUACGACUACAGCAGUUUCCAUGUCGUGUGGGGUAGUAGCAGCGUCAGCUUUACAUACUGCUUCAGCCAACAGUGUACAACAGAAAACUUGUUUGUUUUCUUUUAACGAAGAUGCAGAGACAGUUAACCGAGAAAAUUUAAACAGUACUGAUAUCUUUCAUACACCUAUUGAGUUGGAUGAUAUUUCGCCGACCAAACUACCUUUAGCUAGUAAUCAGUCGUUGGACUUUAUUUCACCAUCUACAUCUAUUGCAGAAAUAAGCAAUUCAAUGAAUUUAGUUCAGACUUUGGGAUCGUCCACGGUUAAUUUUAUUCCGGAUACGUCGGAAAUUGAUAUUCAGCAAGCAACUAAACCGAAUUCGUUUGGUCCAAACUUUGUGACCCGAGUUACAGAAAUUAGUUGCUUUGUGGAUAAAGAAUCAACUGCAGAUCAUAAUUAUACAUUAGGAGAUCCGUUGCUGGGUGGUAACAACGAAGAUAAGAAUAUCCUUACAACUGGAUUAUCUUUAAGUAACUCUCCAGAAGAGUUUCAACUGAAUGAGAGUCACUUGGACGAUCUUUCCUUUAACGAGAAUAAUUUUAUUGAGGAAAAUGGUACUUUGGAAGAGUUAGCUUUGUUUUUACCCUGCAAGAAAGAAAAACCUGAUUUUGUUUGCGAUCCUAUAAUCGAUGAACCUAUACCAAAGCCGGAAGAUAUACAGAAUAGUAUAAAACGUUUGAAUAUGUUGGUGGAUAUUUCGCAAAGUGGCCAGCAGAAGGUGAUUUCUGUAGAUAAUACAAUAGAACAUAUUAGCCCAACAGAUUGUACUGUUGGUCUUGGUAUUGAUUACGCUGUUAACAAGUUGCUAUUUUUGGGGGGUGGUGAGGUAACGUCACAGAACAGUACCUUUUCGACUAUACCAGAUCUUGACAAUAUGGCCAUAAUGGAAUCUAGUGUUCUUCCAAAACAAACUUUGGAAGAUCCACCUGUUGACACUAGCAGUGACGAACCAAAUAUUCUGGUACCUGUUUGUAGUCAUUACUCCACUUUUCUACCAGGUGAAAAUCAAAAAGUUGUAGUGGAACCUGUAGAGCAAUAUUCUAUAACAUCAGUCGAUCAAUUAAAGAAAGAAUAUAUGAAUGACACAUGCAAAACUGAAGAAAAAGUUAAACCUGUGGUUAAACCAGACCGAGAAACACCUGUUAAAACUCAACCAACGUUCAGACCUAGUAAAUUUGCUACAUUCCUAGAAUCGUUAAAAAAGGGCGCGAAUAAAACCGAGAAUACUAAAGUUAAAGAUGAUAUGGAAAACUACACCGUCCGAAGACACAACAGAACACCGGUGUAUCCACCAAAGCAGAAAUCUAUUUUACAGCACCAACGUACGUUGACAAAACCUCAUUCUAAAAAGAAUGAGGUUUUGUCUAAAAAGAAUGAGGUUUUGUCGUUCGAAACCAAUACAAGCAAAUCACAGACUCCAUCCGAACCUGGAAUAGAAAGCAGAAUAAGAGUUAAAACAGACUUGAUUAAAACUGCAGAAGUAAAAGAGCAAGUGAACAAUGAGUCUCUUUCGUCUUUGGAAUAUAUAAACGAACAUGAUCAUGAUAUUGCCAGCGAAGUUGUUUUACCCUUUAGUAAACCUUCACCCUCUACGCAUAAAACCGAAAGUCAAGAGAAAAAACCAGAAACGUCUUCCAAAGUAGAGACUGGCACUACUAAACAUGCUCGUUUCGAUAAAAUGGGAAAAGAUUACAUCAUGGAGAACAUUUUAAAUGUUCCAACGGAAUCGUUGCACAAAAGCCCGGUUGCAGAUGUAAAAGCGCCAGAUAAAAAUGCAAAAAAGGUGGAGAGCGUGGAGGUUAACAGAAAACGGAAGUUACCACCGAACGAUGAAAUCAAACGAGAUGAUAAACGCCCGAGAAAAGCAGAGGAUGAUGUGAAAGCACAUCCCAAAAAAACAGUUUUGACUGCUUCUGGUGAAAAACCAACGAGUGACGAUAUAUUUGAUAAGUUGUUGCGGGAAGGUCCUGUAAAUAAAGUUUUUGCUCAGAGAAUGACAGAGCAAACCACCAAAAAGGAAAUUCAACCUAAUUCCUCUGUGGAACAAUUGAAGAACAGAGGGUACUCUACAGUCGCAGAUCCCAGUAGAAAAGAGCGAACUUCUCAACCGCAGUCUACCUCACUUGUGCACGAAUCCGCACGGUAUAAAGACGUCAGAUACCAGAAGAAGCCUGGAUACCAUACAAGUAGUGGUAGCAAUCCCCAGUUAGAUAGAAGAUAUCCAGACAAAAGGCACAUUGCAGUAGUUGAUACAUCACCAAAAAGACACGUGCGAAGCUACCCAAAUUCGUAUAGCUCGAAGAGUGAUCCUUGUACCACACGUGAUUACAAAACGCGAGAUAGAAGAAUGAGUACUGAGCAUAAUCCUUUCCCUAAUUCAAGUAGAUCGGAACUGCGACGCGAUGACGAUGAAUUUUCUUGGAUUGAUAAGUUUAGUGGUAGUGGGUUAUUUGAUACACCGUCAGGCUUAUUUAUGCCUCCGGGUAAGGAGUAAACGGCAAGAUGCAUCAUCACGAAAAUAAAGAAAACAAUUUUUACUGUGGUUUUAGCCUUUCAUUACGUAAUUUUGAAUAUAUUGAGGAAAUAUUUCUUUAUACAUAUACCUACAUAUAUUUCAUUGUACCUAUAGUUUAAUUUUUUUACAUUGUUAUUUCAUGUAGUUUUAUUAUGAGUCUAAUUUAUAUUUAUUUGUACCUUACAAUUUUAGUGCAAAUACGAUUAAGUAAAUGUUAUUUAACUGAACCUGUUGAAAAUAAAGAGUGAAAUUAAAAAUUA
Messenger RNA from Zophobas morio, 13970 nucleotides. RefSeq lists its product as uncharacterized. The record is from RefSeq and is a predicted model, not a curated record. The coding region runs from base 157 to 13689 and encodes 4510 amino acids. The transcript has 9 exons. NCBI's taxonomy places the organism in Eukaryota, Metazoa, Arthropoda, Insecta, Coleoptera, Tenebrionidae.